This is a messenger RNA of Phytophthora sojae, 977 nucleotides long. RefSeq lists its product as hypothetical. Gene Ontology annotation, molecular function: RNA binding; protein binding. NCBI's taxonomy places the organism in Eukaryota, Oomycota, Peronosporomycetes, Peronosporales, Peronosporaceae. The record is from RefSeq and is a predicted model, not a curated record. Bases 183 to 977 code for a protein of 264 amino acids. The transcript has 6 exons.
AAACUCAGGGUGAAGCAGCGGAUCGAGUCGCCCACAGCCUCGUCCGUCGUCGUCGACCAGCCCAGCCCAGCCCGCCCGCAGCCCAGUCGCCAGCAGGCCGCCAGCAGGCCGCCAGCCCCGUAGCCCCCCGCGCUGCAUUUUUCAUUUUGCGUGUAUUGCAUACCACCAGCCAGCCACGCACCAUGGCCGACCAAGUGGAUCCCAACGCCGGCGGCGAGGCCCAAGCGCCCGCGGCCUCGCAGUGGUCGGAGCACGACGCGCCGAAUGGCCGCAAGUACUACUACAACGCCGUCACGGGCGAGUCCACGUGGGAGCGCCCGGCCGAGCUCACAGCCCCGCAAACCGAGUUGCCUCGUGCUGGCGCCCCUCAGCAGCAGCAGCAGCCUCAGCAACAGCCGCAGCAGCAGCAGGCUGGAGGCUUCCAGCAGCCACAGCUUGGCGGACAGGCCCCGCAAGGCGCCGCGGCGUACGGAGGAUACCCGCAGCCUUACGGCCAGCCGAUGCAGUACCCGCCCCCGUACGGUGGCAGCGGUUACAUGUACCCGUUCCCGCAGGCUUACGGUUACCCGCCGCAGAUCGUGGGUCCGGGCCCUCCUAUCCAGACCACGGAGAGCGGCCAAGGACCCCCUGGAUGCAACCUGUUUGUCUUCCACAUCCCGAACGACAUGACUAACCAGGAUCUCUUCAAUUACUUCGCCACGUUCGGCAACGUGAUUAGCGCUCGCAUCAUGGUGGAGAAGGAGACGGGAAGGAGCCGUGGCUUUGGUUUCGUGAGCUACGACAAUGCCCCGUCGGCCGAAGCUGCCAUCAAGGGCAUGAAUGGCUUCCAGGUUGGUCGCAAGCGCCUCAAAGUGCAGCACAAGAAGGAGAAGAACCAGGGCCCCAUGUUCGGCGAGAUGCCUGGCCACAUGGACAACAAUGCCAAUGACAUGACUGCCCAGAGCGGCGGCGCUGCUUCGCUGCCCUCCAGCAACUAG